AUGUCCCUGGCUGGCACUCUCGCAUUCGGGACAGCAUGUCUCGCCAUGACGAGCUUCUUCAACUACUCGCCCUACAUGGCCAAAACCUCGGCCCCUGCGUCGCAAUGGGCGGACGCGCCAAUCCCGCUCGUGGCCACGCCGCAGCACCUCACAGGCAAGACUGAUCUCUUCACGGCUGGGGCCACGCACAUGGCCCUUGUGCACAAUGCCAUGAUCCGCGGCUUCAACUCCAUCUACCAGCAAGCCCCGUACAUUGACGACGAGCUCUCGUCCGACUUUGUCCAGUACUCGCUCACAUGGGCCUCGUUUGUCACGUCGCACCACGACGACGAAGAAGACAACCUCUUCGACAAGGUGUCGGACCUGCUCGACGACAAGACCGUCUGGGCAGAGACGCACAAGGAGCACGAGGCCUUCAUCGACGGCGUCGUGCAGUUCGAGCGCUACCUCAAGGGCCUCUCCAAAUCGACCGAGCUCUCCGCCGACGAGCUGCUCCGCAUCAUGGACUCCUUCCGCGCGCCGCUGGACGACCACCUCCACAGCGAGGUCCAGACGAUUGCCGCCCUUGCCGCGCACCCCCGGGCUCCGGUCGAGGGCAGCGACGCCGCCGCCGCCGCCGCGCUCGUCUUCAAGUCGUGGGGCAAGAAGACGGUCACAAAGGCCGGCGUGCUGGACGUGGUGCCGUUCUUCUUCCUCAACCUCGACCGCACGUUUGAGCGCGGCCGCUGGGCGCACUGGCCGCCCAUGCCGGCGCCCAUCCGCUGGAUCCUGACCAACGUCGUCGGCACGUACUACGGCAACUGGUGGCGCUUUGCCAGCUGCGGCGCGGACGGCAGCCCGAGAGAGCUGCUGGCGCUGGAGCGGCAUGCCAAGAAGACGAGCCAGACACCAGGUCACGCCAAAGGUGCUUUGACGUCGGCGGGCGAGAACCCUACCGCUCAUGCCGACGAGCUGUAA
Molecule: messenger RNA, 957 nt
Organism: Akanthomyces muscarius
Lineage: Eukaryota; Fungi; Ascomycota; Sordariomycetes; Hypocreales; Cordycipitaceae
Exons: 2
Coding region: 1-957 (318 amino acids)
Source: RefSeq, a predicted model, not a curated record